Messenger RNA from Syzygium oleosum, 1669 nucleotides. RefSeq lists its product as uncharacterized. The record is from RefSeq and is a predicted model, not a curated record. Gene Ontology annotation, biological process: ketone body biosynthetic process; L-leucine catabolic process. Lineage: Eukaryota; Viridiplantae; Streptophyta; Magnoliopsida; Myrtales; Myrtaceae. The coding region runs from base 209 to 1564 and encodes 451 amino acids. The transcript is spliced from 9 exons. Gene Ontology annotation, molecular function: hydroxymethylglutaryl-CoA lyase activity.
CUUCUUCUUCUUCGCCUCCUCGGCGACAUCAUCGUCCUCGAAUCACCCGAACUUCUCUCCGCUGUUUAUGCUUCGGACGGAUCGUCGGGACAUGUCGUGUGGGGAAUCUGAUUCGCGCGCGUAGCAUUUAGAGACGAGAUUUCUUCCAGGAAGAAGCUUCCAUCAAUCAGGUCCCUCUCGUGGAGUUGGCCAUUGUUGCUGCGAUUCGAUGCUGACGCAGAGGGCUUUGGAUAAGAUUCCGCGGCGUGGCGCGCUCUUCGGUCGCGAGGUUGUUUCGCUGAAGGGCAACAUGAGAGGAGCUUCUGCGUUUGUCAGUGCAUCGGGCACUCAAGGUGGUGUGCCGGAGAGGCUUUCUUCCGGCUCCCGCGCAUCCAUGGCUGAUGAAGAAGGAGCUGACGAUUGUUCUCCCGAGGGUAGCGUUCGCUAUUCGCGGCACAGGAGCGAUCAGGGAUACUCAGUACCUUGGAGUCGGUACUCAAGCAAUAGGUAUCGGGAUACAUUAUUCAAUCAAACAUGUGGAAGUUUGGGUUGGUAUCUUAAGGCCACAAAUAACGUCAAUGUUUGUGAUGCUCGGUGUUUCUCAACUCGUGAUUAUACCAGCCAUUGUGUUGAGAAGAAUACAAGGGAGGGCGGUAAGCUUUUAGGAAGCAUUCCAAGGUAUGUGAAGAUCGUAGAAGUUGGUCCGAGGGAUGGAUUGCAAAAUGAGAAGGACAUUGUGCCUACUAAAGUAAAGGUUGAGUUGAUAAAAAUGCUAGUCUCUUCAGGUUUGCCUGUUGUUGAGGCCACGAGUUUUGUCUCACCAAAAUGGGUGCCGCAGCUAGGAGAUGCAAAGGAUGUUAUGGAAGCAAUUCGAAAUGUUGAAGGUGCUAGAUUUCCUGUAUUAACUCCUAAUCUUAAAGGAUUUGAAGCUGCAGUUGCAGCAGGAGCCAAGGAAGUGGCUGUCUUUGCUUCCGCUUCAGAAUCGUUUUCCAAGUCAAAUAUAAAUUGCAGCAUAGAGGAGAGUCUUAAACGUUACCAUGAUGUUUCUCUUGCAGCUGAGAAGGCCUCAGUUCCUAUCCGCGGAUACAUAUCAUGUGUUGUGGGGUGUCCAGUGGAAGGAAAGGUACCUCCAACGAAAGUCGCAUAUGUGGCAGAAAAGCUAUAUGAUAUGGGUUGCUCUGAAAUAUCUCUUGGAGAUACAAUCGGUGUCGGUACUCCUGGUUCUGUGGUCCCAAUGCUUGAAGCUGUUAUGAAUGUUGUCCCUGUUGAUAAGCUAGCUGUUCAUUUUCACGAUACUUAUGGACAGGCUCUUUCAAAUAUUUUAGUAUCCUUACAAAUGGGUAUUGCAACAGUAGAUUCAUCAGUCGCUGGCCUUGGGGGUUGUCCAUACGCUAAAGGUGCAUCUGGGAAUGUUGCAACGGAGGAUGUUGUUUACAUGCUAAAUGGACUUGGAGUGAAGACCAAUGUGGACCUCAGGAAGGUCAUGUUAGCUGGGGAUUUCAUCUGUAAGCAUCUGGGACGUCCGUCACGUUCGAACACCGCAACUGCCCUUAGCACAAGCACAGCUCAUGUGUCUAAGCUUUAAGGUACUUGAGAGAGCCAUAACAUUUCUUGCUUACUUUCAAGUUUUAAGCUGUGGUAACUGUACUGCGACACAUAAAGCAGGGGCAAAUUCCCCGUUUCAUUUAAA